AUGGACUCCUCCGAAAAAAUCAAUAACCCUGCUGACAUCUCAGUCAUAGUCAUCUAUUUUGUGGUAGUCCUAGCAGUGGGACUAUGGGCCAUGCUCUCAACAAACCGAGGGACUGUGGGUGGAUUCUUCCUAGCUGGACGGAGCAUGGUGUGGUGGCCGAUUGGUGCUUCUCUGUUUGCCAGUAACAUUGGCAGUGGGCACUUUGUGGGCUUGGCAGGCACAGGAGCGGCUGCAGGAAUUGCCACUGGAGGAUUUGAAUGGAACGCCCUGAUAUUUGUGGUGAUUCUUGGCUGGUUAUUUGUUCCCAUCUACAUCAAGGCUGGGGUGGUGACGAUGCCAGAAUAUCUCAAGAAGCGGUUUGGCGGCCGACGGAUUCAGAUGUAUCUGUCAGUCCUUUCUCUGCUCCUCUAUAUUUUCACCAAGAUCUCGGCAGAUAUAUUCUCUGGAGCUAUAUUUAUCCAAAUAGCCAUGGGGCUGAAUCUUUAUUUGGCCAUAAUCAUACUGUUGGGUAUUACUGGUCUUUACACUAUCACAGGUGGCCUUGCUGCUGUGAUUUACACAGACACCUUACAGACCGCCAUCAUGCUGGUGGGAUCCUUUGUUCUCACAGGAUUCGCAUUUGCCAAAGUAGGAGGAUAUGAGGCCUUUAUGGAGAAAUAUAUGCAAGCAAUUCCAAGCAACACCUCCUAUGGAAACAUUACCAUUGACCCAAAAUGCUACACUCCUCGGGCAGAUUCUUUCCACAUCUUCCGAGACCCGAUCACUGGAGAUCUGCCAUGGCCGGGCCUUACGUUUGGCUUGAGCAUCCUCGCUUUGUGGUACUGGUGCACAGAUCAGGUUAUUGUUCAACGAUGCCUCUCGGCCAAGAACAUGUCCCAUGUGAAGGCCGGCUGUGUUAUGUGUGGGUACCUGAAGCUGCUGCCCAUGUUUUUGAUGGUGAUGCCUGGGAUGAUCAGUCGAAUUCUGUACACAGAUACGGUGGCUUGUGUCGUGCCCUCAGAAUGUGAGAAAUACUGUGGCACCAAAGUUGGCUGUUCAAACGUUGCUUAUCCAAAAAUGGUGGUGGACCUUAUGCCGAAUGGUUUGCGAGGUCUGAUGUUGUCAGUCAUGUUGGCCUCUCUCAUGAGCUCCCUGACUUCCAUUUUUAAUAGUGCUAGCACUCUGUUCACCAUGGACAUCUACACCAAAAUACGAUCCCGGGCAACUGAGCGAGAACUCAUGCUGGCUGGAAGGUUAUUUAUCUUAGCUUUAAUUGGUGUCAGCAUUGCUUGGGUUCCUGUGGUGCAGUCAGCUCAGAGCGGGCAGCUCUUUGAUUAUAUACAGUCUAUCACCAGCUACCUGGGACCACCCAUUGCUGCUGUCUUCCUGCUUGCUAUCUUCUGUAAGAGGGUCAAUGAGGAGGGUGCCUUCUGGGGCUUGGUCAUUGGGCUGCUCAUUGGGCUGGCUCGAAUGAUUGCAGAGUUUGCCUAUGGAACUGGCAGCUGUGUAAACCCCAGCAAUUGUCCAAAGAUCAUUUGUGGAAUUCACUAUCUGUACUUUGCUAUAAUCCUUUUUGGGAUCUGCACCAUCAUCAUCUUGGGAGUCUCACUGAUAACUAAACCCAUUCCUGAUGUACAUCUUUACCGCUUGUGCUGGUCUCUGAGGAACAGCAAGGAGGAACGUAUUGACCUGGAUGCACAUGAGAAGAUUGAGGAAGCUGAGAAACAAACAAUUAGUGAACUGGAAAGCACAGGGGUUUGUGAUGAAGAGCAAGGAUGCUGUAAGAAGGCCUACAACUGGUUCUGUGGCUUAAAUCAGAAAAAAGGUCCCAAAUUGAGCAAAGAGGAGCAGGAAGCGAUAGAGAAGAAACUGACUGACACUUCCGAGAAGCCAAUCUGGAGAAAUGUUGUGAACAUAAACGGCGUCAUUCUACUGACUGUGGCUGUAUUCUGUCAUGCCUUCUUUGCAUAA
Emys orbicularis (European pond turtle) is the source of this 1950-nucleotide messenger RNA. RefSeq names its product solute carrier family 5 member 1 (gene SLC5A1). Gene Ontology annotation, biological process: transmembrane transport; sodium ion transport. Gene Ontology annotation, molecular function: D-glucose:sodium symporter activity. The record is from RefSeq and is a predicted model, not a curated record. Lineage: Eukaryota; Metazoa; Chordata; Testudines; Emydidae. The transcript has 16 exons. Bases 1 to 1950 code for a protein of 649 amino acids. Gene Ontology annotation, cellular component: plasma membrane.